GAAUCAUGAAAGCCUCCAUCAUAGCCGCUGCCCUUGCCAUUGUUAUCGCCACCGUGGAUGCCCGUCCCUCCGGCCACACCCACCAAUCUCGCGGCCAUCGCAAGUACAAGGAAGGAACCAUUGCUAUUUUCGGCGACUACGGCUGGAAGGGAUGGAGUGUUCCCACUGCUGCUGAAUGUGCCGGUUUGCCCGCUUCCGGUAACUGCGACCCUGGUGAUAUCGCCUCCUACCCUCAGGCUGUUAUUGCUCAGGAAAGAACCGCCAAGUUCUUUGGUGAGGUCUGCCAGGAGCAAAACUGCCAGGAAGUCAUGACCACCGGAGACAACUUCUACAACAUUGGUCUCGAGAACUACCAGCACUUCAAGGAAGGCUUCAUCGACAUGUACACUGCCAAGUCUCUCAAGAUCCGCUGGAACCCUUCCCUCGGCAACCACGAUAUCGUUGCCAACACCUCUGUUUCCUUGGAGUUGAAUGCCCACAAGUACGACAGCAGAUGGUUCAUGCCCUCUCGUUGGUAUCAACAUGACAUUACUGUCAAUGAUGUCAAGUACCACUUCACUGUCCUUGACAGCUCUCCCUUCAUUUCAUCUUACCGCACCAGCACCACCUCCCCUUAUCACUCUCAAGAGCUUCUCAACACCAUGACCCCCGCCAUGUUGCAAGCUCAGAUUGACUACUUGGACAAGUCCUCAGCCGAGUCUGAUGCUGACUGGAAGUUCGUCGUUAUGCACCACCCCAUUCUUUCUACCUCCAAGAACUACACCAAGCCUGCCGAUAUGGGUGGUUUGUUCCAGAUUGUUCAGAAGCACAAGCUUGUUGUUCUUAACGGUCACGAUCACGUUCUCAGCCAUCAACAAGGCAACAACACUGACUUCUUCACCGUUGGUGCUGGAAGUUUGACUGCUGCUAGUGAUGGCAACAAUGGUGUUUACUUGCCCUACAUCAAGUAUGUUGCUGCCAACGCCACCUAUGCUGAUAACGGUAUGGCUUUGCUCAGCGGUACCAAGGAAGAACUCAAGGUUGAAUACUUUGAAUUGCUCAAGGGUGCCAAGAAACCCUCUUACACUGCUAUUGUCAAGCACAAUGCCCAUUAUAAUAUCACCAUCUAAGGUGGAAUAAUACAAGCGGUGGUUGCAUAAUUUAGCCAUGUCGUCCCACUGCCUUGCGCCAGUUGUAUUACUAUUAUUAUCAAAAUACACGUAAUGUGACGAAUUAAACAUAAAUUCAAAACAUCACUGAUUUUGGCUCGGUCCUAUCAGUUCGUAUUCAG
Molecule: messenger RNA, 1270 nt
Organism: Umbelopsis ramanniana AG
Lineage: Eukaryota; Fungi; Mucoromycota; Umbelopsidomycetes; Umbelopsidales; Umbelopsidaceae
Exons: 8
Coding region: 6-1109 (367 amino acids)
Molecular function (GO): ferric iron binding; acid phosphatase activity; ferrous iron binding
Source: RefSeq, a predicted model, not a curated record